This is a messenger RNA of Rasamsonia emersonii CBS 393.64, 1464 nucleotides long. RefSeq lists its product as uncharacterized. The record is from RefSeq and is a predicted model, not a curated record. Lineage: Eukaryota; Fungi; Ascomycota; Eurotiomycetes; Eurotiales; Trichocomaceae. The coding region runs from base 1 to 1464 and encodes 487 amino acids. The transcript has 9 exons.
AUGCUGGAAAAAAGCACGGGAUUUGAUAUCGUCUUUUCUUAUACUAAGACAUUAUUCUUCGAAACAAGCGCGGGCUCCGUUCAUGGGUCAAAACUCAAAUUCACCCCAGAUGCGCAGCAGCAAAAGGCGAGAAUGGCGAUCAUUCUUACUAUCGAUGAUAGCCGAAUUGCAGCCUGUCGGGGACUCGAGAUAGGGUUGGCGAACCAGAUCGAACCACUAAUAACUAAAAAGCGCCUGGGCACGCCUUCACCGAAAGUCCGUGGUGUAGAACAGCCCAGACGCUACCAGCAGGGUGUACCUCUCCCUGGGCCCCAGGAUAUUAAACAUACGGAGGGGUAUAUGGAGUCAUCGAGGGGGCGUGCACAGGUAGAAAUCACUUUCUGCUCAUACCGACGAGCAUCUGACUCCCUCUGGACAGGCUGUACGGUUCGGAUUGUAAUGCUGCUGACGCCCUCUCUUUCCAGUCUUUCAGCAGAUGGAGGGAUCAGAUCCGAUAGGACAUCCAGCAUUGCUGAAAUUGUAUUAAACAUUCCAAUCAAGGGCUGUGUCUACCGGGGCAGCUCUCCAGCACUCAUCAAACAGAAUGGAGAUGUUCCCCAGCAGGAACUUCAAAGGGUUCCCCGUCACACCGCUCCAGUCCUCCUGGAAGGCCGAGUCCAAAAUCAACUGGCCAAUCGACAGCACACCCCCGGCAAAGUCAAGAAGAAUCUGCCAGAUAUUCCACCCAACGGUGGACUUGCGUUUGUAGUUGACCCAUGCUUGGGGCACGUAUUUGACAACCGUGAUGACGAGCUUCACGUCAGCAAUCACCUUAUUUUCCAGUUCUGGUCGGCCACGUACAACAUCAAUCCACGCCCAGGAGGACGGGUCGCGUCCACCAUCUGGACUUUGGGUCCAGACGAUCAGGACCAGGAUCGCGAUGGCCAGCAGCGAACCCCAAAACAGUCCAGCCACAGGCUUGCUCACCCGCUGGUAUCGCGAUACUUUGAACCCCCAGAUCUGCGGGUAGAAUUGCGAGUAGACGAUGCCGCUGAGGAUCACAGCAUGGACCGCAAACACCAAGUCAUUGAAGCGCACGCUGGGCUCCGGAGAGACGGGAUUCCUAGCCGCGUAUUGCUCUCGGAUCAGUGGCGAAUACAGGAAAGAUGCCGCGUAGAUGGUGUAGCAAACGAAGCCAAGACAGUUGAUUGUCGGGAAGUCGAUCGCGAGACCGGUGGUGGACCGGCGACGAAAGUUUUGGAUCGGCUAACGUCCACAAAUAAUGGCGGCGACCCCAUGGCGACUCAACAGCUUCCUGCUCAAAUGUACUCCGGAGUAAAGUCGAUCGAAUUGGCGUUGAAAGGCUGUCAAGUGUUGACAAGGGGCCUCCGAUGGGCGGUGUACGGAGUAGUCGAGAAGCGUGACCGGACGGCGCGAUGGCGUCAGCUCCACUGGGAGUCCACCGAUAAGGCUGAUAGCGCCUGA